This is a messenger RNA of Malassezia globosa CBS 7966, 480 nucleotides long. RefSeq lists its product as uncharacterized. Gene Ontology annotation, molecular function: DNA binding. Gene Ontology annotation, cellular component: RNA polymerase II, core complex; RNA polymerase I complex; RNA polymerase III complex. Gene Ontology annotation, biological process: DNA-templated transcription. The transcript is spliced from 3 exons. Bases 1 to 480 code for a protein of 159 amino acids. The record is from RefSeq and is a predicted model, not a curated record. NCBI's taxonomy places the organism in Eukaryota, Fungi, Basidiomycota, Malasseziomycetes, Malasseziales, Malasseziaceae.
AUGAACGACGACCGUGAAACUGCCCGGCUCUGGCGCGUCAACCGCACGAUUCAUGAGCUAGUUGCUGAUAGAGGCUAUGAGGUAUCUGAAGAGGAAUUGAAUGUGGACCUCGAUACAUUUAAGGCAGAAGUCACAUCGAAUGGAAUUGUCGACAGGAAUCGCAUGAACUUUUUCACACAGCACAAGGAUAAGCCAGAAGAGCGCUUGUUUGUGUUUUAUUCAACAGAGCGAAACGUGGGCGUCAAGACAAUGCGACAGUUUAUCAACAUUCUUGAAGAGAAAAACAUCACAAGAGGCAUUAUUAUUUGGAGCGAUAAAAUGACAAGCGCUGCUAAGAAGGUGAUUGAGGCCAUGCGUCUUCAGCUUGUGCUGGAGGAUUUUGAGGAAGCGUUCCUGCUCGUAAAUAUCACGCACCACCAGCUGGUACCUAAGCAUGAGGUGCUUACGCCGGACGAGAAAAAGGAACUCCUGCACCGCUAG